AUGGCGGAGCUACAGUUCCAGGCUGAAGUGGAGCCUCAACUUCUCAAUGGGGAUGACUUGAACGAGGAAAGAGAAGAAGCGGACGCCUCAGAAUCGGUAAAGAAAAAAAGAAGAAAGAAGAAGAGGAGCAGGACCACAGCGCCAGCAGGGACAAACGAGGCUGAGGGGGAUGGAGACGCCGGAGGUGUUGGUGAUGUGACAAAACAGUUGGAACAGCAAACGCUGGAGGACAAAGAAAGGGCCGAGGAUGGAGAAGAAGAUGGGGACGAGGGAGAGAACUCAGCUGGAAAAAAGAAGAGGAAGAAGAAGAAGAAGAAAGGAUUGAAGGGACAGACUGACCCUCCCUCAGUCCCUAUUUGUGAGCUGUAUCCCAACGGAGACUUUCCAAAGGGAGAGGAGUGUGAAUAUCCCCCAUCAAAAGACGGGCGCAGCGCAGCGUGGCGGACCACCAGUGAGGAGAAGCGGGCCCUGGACAGGGCUAACGAGGAAAUGUGGAAUGAUUUCAGGCAGGCGGCCGAGGCACACCGGCAGGUCCGUGCAUAUGUCAUGAGCUGGAUCAAACCAGGGAUGACCAUGAUAGAGAUCUGUGAGAAGCUGGAAGACUGCUCCAGGCGGCUCAUCAAAGAAGAUGGGCUAAAGGCGGGCCUGGCUUUCCCCACAGGUUGCUCCAUCAACCACUGCGCAGCCCACUACACCCCAAAUGCCGGAGACCCGACUGUGCUGCGCUACGACGACGUCUGCAAAAUUGACUUUGGAACACACAUCAACGGUCGAAUAAUAGACUGUGCCUUCACCGUCACUUUCAAUCCAAAGUACGACCGACUGCUGGAGGCUGUGAGAGACGCAACCAACACUGGCAUCAGGUUCGCCGGAAUUGAUGUGCGCCUGUGCGAUGUUGGCGAGACCAUUCAGGAGGUGAUGGAGUCUUAUGAAGUGGAGAUAGAUGGGAAAACAUAUCAAGUGAAGCCAGUAAGGAAUCUCAACGGCCACUCUAUUGGACAAUACAGGAUACACUCAGGGAAGACAGUCCCUAUCGUAAAAGGUGGAGAAGCCACAAGGAUGGAGGAAGGUGAAGCUUAUGCCAUCGAGACAUUUGGCAGCACUGGGAGAGGCGCGGUCCACGAUGACAUGGAGUGCUCGCAUUACAUGAAAAACUUCAACGUGGGACAUGUGCCAAUAAGACUUCCGAGGGCUAAACAUCUGCUGAACGUGAUCAACGAGAAUUUUGGCACUCUGGCAUUCUGCCGCCGCUGGCUGGACCGCCUGGGGGAGAGCAAGUACCUCAUGGCGUUGAAGAAUCUGUGCGACCUUGGCAUCAUAGACCCGUACCCACCUCUCUGUGACAUCAAGGGCAGCUACACCGCCCAGUAUGAGCACACCAUCCUACUCAGGCCCACAUGCAAAGAGGUGGUGAGCCGGGGCGACGACUACUAAGCAUGCACCAAAAUCCACAACGAACCAGGAGACGACAGACCUCUUCAGACUGACAGCAAAUAUGCAAUAUUUCUCUGACCUAACUUUCCAGUGCUUGAAUAUCUUUAGAUAAUUGUUUUAGCAAAAAAAAAAAGAGACUCUCAUGAAGUUAGCUUAGAUAGUUUUGUUUCAUUUUUUUCUCUCUCUCCAAAGGAUCAAGCCAAUAGUAAAAAGGGCAUAUCUUUAACUGAUUCAGCGUUGUCAUUUAGCGUUUUUUGAUGUGCGGCUUUUAGGUAAUAUGCAAAAGAGAUUUAUGCAAAAGAAUCAUGCAAAAAAAAAAGGAGGUUUAGGUGCUCGCACCUUGCCUAAACAUGCUAUGCUUUAUUGCCUUGUUAAGCUCAUGUGAGGAAAACGGAACUGCUAUCAAAUAUUUAUACUUCUACAUUUCUUUGCUUUA
Molecule: messenger RNA, 1870 nt
Organism: Pelmatolapia mariae (spotted tilapia)
Lineage: Eukaryota; Metazoa; Chordata; Actinopteri; Cichliformes; Cichlidae
Product: methionine aminopeptidase 2-like
Exons: 11
Coding region: 1-1434 (477 amino acids)
Biological process (GO): proteolysis
Cellular component (GO): cytoplasm
Molecular function (GO): metalloaminopeptidase activity
Source: RefSeq, a predicted model, not a curated record